Messenger RNA from Bombus terrestris (buff-tailed bumblebee), 1387 nucleotides. RefSeq names its product stabilizer of axonemal microtubules 1. The record is from RefSeq and is a predicted model, not a curated record. Gene Ontology annotation, molecular function: microtubule binding. The coding region runs from base 1 to 1254 and encodes 417 amino acids. NCBI's taxonomy places the organism in Eukaryota, Metazoa, Arthropoda, Insecta, Hymenoptera, Apidae. The transcript has 5 exons. Gene Ontology annotation, biological process: microtubule anchoring. Gene Ontology annotation, cellular component: sperm flagellum; ciliary basal body; cytoskeleton.
AUGCGACGCAGCCGAUCUCAACCUAUCCGACCCAAACCUGCUCUCACUAAAUCCGAUGCUCGAUUUCUUGGUGAGACCACUAAUCAAUUGAGUUACAAACAUAUUGGGAAUAUUCCUAAAACAAAACCAAUUAUACCCAGGCAAAGGCCGAUGAUCGGAUCGGGUCGAAUGGAGUCUGUUACCACGAUUCGUCAGGAUUACCCGCGUAAAUAUGUGGACAAACCAGAAAUUAUAAUACCUUGUGGGAACAUUCGUUUAAGUUCCGGUAAGCUGGAUGCUAGUACCACAGCGAAACUUUCUUAUGCGGACCCAGGCUGUACGGAACCGACAUUGAACUUCAAACCCAUAGCGAUUUACUAUCCACCUAGUGAACCGAUUCUUACUGAUACUACACAGAAGUUAAGUUAUCAACCUGUUCACAUCCCAGAAAGAGAUACGUACUCCUGGCAGCAGAAACCAAUCUACCAAGCUCCAGAUGUUGCUAUGUGCGGAAAGACAACGUACUCUGAAAGUUUCUUAAAGAACGAAGAGCCAUGCGUGGAGAAACCUGUACGACCAACUGCUGCCAAUGUUUUUCCUAUCGGUGGUGAAUUUCGCUCAGAUACUAUUUAUAAACAAAGCUAUUUGCAAUCGGCUAUCGUUGAACGAGUGGAACCUGUUAUUCCUUGCAAUGCUAUCUCGAAACCUGAUGGCAAAAUUUCAACAGAUACAACAAGCAAAUUGAGUUACCUACCGGUCCAAAGCGAAAGACGUUUGCCGAUAUUACCUCGAAGUAGAAACAUGAUAGGCGAUGGUCUAAUGCAAUCCGAAACUACCAAUCGUUGCGAUUUUGUGGAAAAAAAUACGUUACGACCGGAUCUUAUUAUUCCAUGUGAUAAUCUUCGAAGCCCGGAUACACCUAUUGACGACAGAACUACAACGAAACUAUCUUACGCGAAACCUGGGCCAGUAGAGUGGGUUAAAAGCUUUAAACCUGUCGUUCAGUAUCAGAGAUCUGAAAAAAUUGCAUAUGACACUAUAAACAAACUAUCGUAUCAGUCUUGGACUCCACUUCCCAAGGAACAUAUACCAUGGGCAUCUAAAGAAAAAUAUCAACCACCUUCAGAUCCUAUGUGUGCUGAUACUAUUUACCAAGUCAGUUAUCCCCCACCCGGAUAUUACGAAGAUACUUGUAUGCCAGCUGAUUGCGAAUGUUUGGAUUUCAAAUACGACAAUCUGCCGGCACAAAUAUGCGAAACUGUGACGUGUGAAUGAAAUACGAACAAAAAUAGUUGCAAUUCGAGUAACAAAACUUCCGUAUAACUUCUCUAUUUUCCCAUAUAUAAAUUUCUAUCGUAUAUUAUAAUAAAUAUUUAGAGGAAAAAAUAUUGAAUUGUUUGAAAUUUGA